AACAUUAUUAACUGUACAAUAAGUAUUAAGACACUUUGAUUGAUUAUUGUUCCAAAGGAAUUUAGUCUAGGUGCUCUAAUAAACAUAGAGUCCAUGAAAAUCUAAUUGAAGCGACUAUUAUGUCCGCCAUUUGUGACAAACGGUAUCUGACCUUAUCGUUGUCAGGCUAUUCCAGUGUGAACCUUUAAUUUAAGCUUACUCAUUUCAGUGUCACCUAAAUUCAAAAGUAAGGUCGUCGCUCGUCUGGAACGACAAUUUCUUGAAUUCCCUUCUUGCACCUUGGAGUCUUUGGAUCUCAUGGAAAGUCAGGGUCAUGCCUCAAGGUCAACGUUGUCUGAUGAAAAUGUGAUAGAAGGACGUCGCCCUUUCCAGAUAAUAAUCUGCGAUACGACGAAGGGUCCAUGUAAACUGCAACCACACUCCUAUUGUUACUAUAGUUGUUACAUCAUAACAAAUUGUAACUUGACCAAUAAGAAGCAUACUUCGUACGACCAAGGACGUCUUGGGUGGUACGAAGAACGUUGUUCUGUCAAAUCAAAAGAAAUUACGCUGCGAGCAGGGUUCGAUCCCAUUGGAUUUCAAGUCCAACGCCUUAACAACUAGGCCAUCACAGCUACUUGUAGCUAGUUACUACAAAAAAACGAUCUGGUAUGGCAUUUGUAAAAAAGAUCGCAUUAAGUGAAAAAGAGAGUAAAAAUGUUGGAAGAAAGCUUUUUAAACUUUCAAUCCUAACUUUGUUUUCUGUAAAAUAAAUAUCUGAUCAAAUGUGGAAUCAUGGGCUUUCUCUCUUGAAAGCCCGUGGUGAAAUUUAUUGAUCAUGACUUAAACUGCAGAAAAGUACAAUUUUAUCCAAUCACGUUUAAACAUUCACUUUUGAAAGUAUUGCAAAAGCUUGAAAACCAAAACAUUUAAAAAUGGAAGCUGCACUACUGUCUGUUCGGUUCUUCAAUCAUAGGCCUACAUAUACAUUUCAUGGAAAGGUAAGACAUUGCACCCUCCAGUUGUUGUAAUGUU
This is a messenger RNA of Owenia fusiformis, 1014 nucleotides long. NCBI's taxonomy places the organism in Eukaryota, Metazoa, Annelida, Polychaeta, Sabellida, Oweniidae. The record is from the annotation of a GenBank genome assembly.